Molecule: messenger RNA, 1216 nt
Organism: Desarmillaria tabescens
Lineage: Eukaryota; Fungi; Basidiomycota; Agaricomycetes; Agaricales; Physalacriaceae
Exons: 1
Coding region: 171-1031 (286 amino acids)
Source: RefSeq, a predicted model, not a curated record
UCUGUCUCUCGAUCCUCUUCACGGUCGCAUAAGGACGUACCACCAUCUCCGUCUCCAGAACCUGCUCGAGUACCUCCUGCAUCCCCCAGCUGCCACUUCUUCAUUCCUGUCUACACUUAAAGUCCAAAGCGGGAGAUAAACAGGCCCUCAGCAACUCAGCAAAGGAGACUAUGAGGAAGUGGGGUGUCAAUUGGAGUAAUCUGCGUAAGGGUACCACGGGGAGCGGUGACGAAAUGCCAGAUCAUGGACCAAUCGACUCUCAGGAAAGACCCGCGAGUACUAGCAGCCUGUCGCAUAAAGCUCGAACGAGCUAUGCGGAGGUCCGAGCGGCUGUAGCGGAGCGACUGAGGGGCGGGGAAGAGCCCAGGCCGUCCUCUGCACCAGAUACCUUGUCUCGUACGCGGACGGUUUCAUCUUCAAUGCUAAGCCCCGCCCAGUCUUCCUCCCGAAGAGACCAUGAACCCGAUAUAUCCGACAAUGUCCUACCUCCUGACGACGCUCCCGAAAACCCAAUACACGUCCAGCCCCAAGCUAAAACGAUGUCCAUCCCGGGGAUACACGCUAGCCACAGGGGAAAUGUGAUGUCGAUGGGAUAUGUAGCUCCACCAGUAUCCCCGCCGCCUGAGAGCAAGAAGAACCCGGUCCUCCGUCUGUGGAAGAGCCCGGUUCUGUCUGGUUCUACGGACAGCUCGGUUGCGAUGUCUCUGCCGGAGGGAAAUAAGAGUGUCGAGUCUCUUGAGCCUGCGCCUCCUCUGAAUAAUGUGCCUAUUCCUCGGCCUCCUCCUCCUGCUCUGCCUCCUCGACCUUCGGUUACACGGCCACCGGUACAGCAUACUAGAGUUGCAUCGGAUCCUUCAGCCCAGUCCGCGUCAGAUAGCCUCAAGUCUAUUGUAGACAAGGAGGAGAAACGGACUGGACGGCCUUCGAUAUCUGACCCGACUCCUCCUCCUCCUCCUCCUCCUCCUCCCAACCCGGAUCCAAACGUCACUGAAACAAUAUCAUUAUCGCAAAUCGAGAUCGCUUCUUCAUGAGAGAGGCUUUUUGACACUAUACACGUCUAUAUCGCUACUGUUCAAUAAUUAUUCCAGCACACAUUUGUAUAUUACGCAUAGUUGGUCGGUCGGUCGUUAUUUUUGCUGUAACAUGGUAUUUCAUGCGCACGAUUGAGUUUCUACGGUGUGAUGCAUAUGGAAUUUUAUUUUCGCAAGGGUGCUUC